This is a messenger RNA of Poeciliopsis prolifica (blackstripe livebearer), 1773 nucleotides long. It is a transcript of the gene ino80c, whose product is annotated as INO80 complex subunit C. The coding region runs from base 109 to 723 and encodes 204 amino acids. The record is from RefSeq and is a predicted model, not a curated record. NCBI's taxonomy places the organism in Eukaryota, Metazoa, Chordata, Actinopteri, Cyprinodontiformes, Poeciliidae. Gene Ontology annotation, biological process: chromatin remodeling. Gene Ontology annotation, cellular component: Ino80 complex. The transcript is spliced from 5 exons.
UAGGAACUGUUUACUAUCGAGAUGCCAGUGAACUAAUGCUAAGUUUGGACAGCGAAAAGUUGGUUCGCAGUGGCGCUAUUUGAUUCAAUCGUUGCACUUUUAGUUAAAAUGGCAUCCCAAAUCCCAAUAACGGUGAGGGCGCAACCUCCGACCGCAAGUGCUGCGGCUGUCCGGGGGAAGAAGCGUCCAGGCAGCCCGGCGGCUUCAGGCGCUCAGCAGGCCGCAGUGAACAGCAGCAACAGCGGCAGCAAAAAGAAGAAGCCCCCGCUGACAGUCACACCAGCCGCACAGACGCAGAUAACUGCAGUUGAAACUGUGGUGGAAAUGAAGACAGUGGGAUCAGUGGACAGCACUCCGAUUACUGCAGAGACUGUCGUAAAGGCUCCUCCUUUCAAAGACAACACAUUUAUGCACUCAGGAAUUGGUGGAGCAGCAGCCGGCAAAAAGAACAGGACUUGGAAAAAUCUUAAACAGAUUCUGGCGUUGGAGCGGACCUUACCUUGGAGGCUCAAUGAUCCCAACUAUUACAACAUCGAUGCUCCUCCCUCUUUAAAACCAGCAAAGAAAUACUCAGACAUCUCUGGCUUACCUGCAAACUACACAGAUCCACAGACAAAGUUGCGCUUCACAUCAUCUGAAGAAUUCUCCUACAUCCGUCUCCUUCCCACCGAUGUGGUUACAGGAUACUUGACCCUUCGAAAGGCAACAUGCAUCGUGCCGUGACCGGCGAGCAAAGCUAAAAGUUUAACAACUUGUUGCAACCAGUGAUGGACUUGCUUCAGUGGACGUAGCAGCAGAGGAACAAGGCAUAAAUGUGGGACUGCAGAAAGUCGCUGCUGAAGUGCAGCAACUUUAUCACUGCAGUGAUGAAGACAGCAGUCAGAGUUGUUACUAAUAAUACUGUCAGUUACUCUAAUGCGUUCUAGUCAAUCUUCUGGGAGUUUCCGAGAUUGUCUGAAGACAUUCUAACAGAAUACCAAGCAAACAUUUUUAAUUUAUUGGUGGAGCAGAAAAAUGUAAAGCUCAGCAAAGGUGUAUACUUUUUCUUAAAUGCGUUAAGGUGUUUUUCCAGGAAUUGCUUGCUAAUCUUUGGAAAAUUAGAAUGGCUCCACUUGGUACUGCUCCCGUUAGAGUUCCUCCAUAGUUUCAUUUAUAACUUAAGAAUAUCAUACACUCUAAUAAGGAUCGGAGAGCCUUUUGUUAAAAUAGAGAUCCACAACAUGACAGAUCCUCUGUCAUACCUAACAGUGGGCAUUAGGCCCUUGUCUUGUUGUUCAUGUUUGGAUUUUAUGCUAGACUCAUCUGGAGUGUGUUACUCUUCGCCUUAUCUCACAAAAGCAUAUGGUCCGAGUUAAAACCCUAGCCGAGGUCGGCAAUCUCCAGGUUUACAUUUGUGAUUGUAGGACAUGAAAGACUUUUUAUUGAAAUGCCUCUCAAAGAAACAACAUGGCAUCUAAUGCAUAUUAUGGGGACUUGGUUUUCUGUUUCAGUUCAGUGACUGUGGUGAGCUUUACCAACUCUUUACUUUCCUGACCAUCCUCCAAGCUUUGCAUGUAAACAAGAUACAUUAGAUUCUCAUCCAGCCAAAAGCUAAAAUAAAUGAUUGGCUUAUUUUUACCUCAGGGAAACAGGAAGUCGUCACACAUUUUGAAAUAAAAGUUUCUAACAACGUUGAUUACCUUAAAAGUGCUUGGUAAUGGUUUUGUUGCUGAAAGUGAUGCAGGCUAUGUUUUGUAAAAUAUAUUGAGCAUGAAUAAAGUCAGUGUAUACAAA